Molecule: messenger RNA, 2167 nt
Organism: Pelecanus crispus (Dalmatian pelican)
Lineage: Eukaryota; Metazoa; Chordata; Aves; Pelecaniformes; Pelecanidae
Source: RefSeq, a predicted model, not a curated record
AUGCCACCAAAGGGUGGACUGUUUCGCCCCCCUCGUUGUUCGCUCGUCGGCUGGACAAAGCAGCUAGUCAGAGGUUUUUACGUGCUGUUUUACCCAGCUUGUCUCCUACCUACACACGGGCUCCUUGGGGAUGAGUUUUGUGGUGCUGCCAGGCCAGGUCGUGGGGCCCAUUCUGGGCUGGAGGAUAAAGCCCUGCUUGAGUCUUCCGUGCCUGAGAUUAUAAGCUCUAUUCGACAAGCUGGAAAAAUUGCUCGUCAAGAAGAGUUUCAGAAUUCUCUCUCAGAUGUUGAAGACCCUUUUGCCAAAAAGUUUGAGGUGCUUUUCUGUGGACGGGUGACAGUAGCACAUAAAAAUGCACCUCCAGCCCUCAUAGAUGAAUGCAUAGAGAAAUUUAAUCAUGCAAGUUGUACAAAACCGUCAGAUUUCAACUCAUCAUCCCAACAACAUGAAACUGCCAAUAACUUCGGAGGCUUCUCUUUCAGCAACAAAUUGCGGUCUGUCUUCCAGCCCUUGGUCAGUGAAGAGGAGGAGAAAAGGCCAAUUAGGAAAUCCUUUUCUCAGCCUGGGCUUCGUUCCUUUGCUUUUAAGAAGGAUUUGCAAGAGGGAGGCCACAGGAGUAACAGCUUUGUCAGGUCUUUUGAAGAAGAUGCAAUUUCACUGAACCUUAAAAGUCAACUUAUCUAUGGACACAGUGUUGUGCAGCCAACAGACAUUGCAGAAAACCGGACAAUGUUGUUUACGAUUGGCCAGUCUGAAGUUUACCUUAUCAGUCCUGACACAAAAAAAGUAGCAAUUGAAAAAAGCUUUAAAGAAAUAUCCUUUUGUUCUCAGGGAAUUAGACAUGUGGAUCACUUUGGGUUCAUCUGCAGAGAGUCUUCAGAAAAUGGAGGCUUCCACUUUGUUUGCUAUGUGUUUCAGUGUACAGAUGAAGCACUGGUUGAUGAAAUCAUGAUGACAUUGAAACAGGCUUUCACCGUAGCUGCUGUGCAACAAACUUCCAAGGCACAGCCCCAGCUCUGUGAAGGAUGUCCUAUGCAAAGCUUGCAUAAACUCUGUGAAAAGAUAGAAGGGUUACACCCUUCUAAGACUAAACUAGAACUACAAAAGCAUCUAACAACGCUAAAUAACCAGGAGCAGGCCUCUGUUUUUGAAGAGGUUAAGAAAUUAAGACCAAGAAAUGAUCAAAAAGAGAAUGAGUUGGUUAUCUCUCUUUUGAGAAACAUGUAUGAAGAAAAACAGAAGGACCAUGUUCAUGUUGGAGAAGCAAAACAGACUCCACAACCCCUUGCUGAGAAUGCUGUAAAUGAGGUGCCCAGCAGUGCUCCAAGAUUCAGAUUAGAUAUGUUAAAGAAUAAAGCAAAAAGAUCUCUGACAGAAUCAUUUGAAAGUAUUUUGUCACGUGGCAGUAAAGCCAGAGGUCCACUGGACAGUUCUGGUGCUGUGGAUUUGGACAGCUCCAUGUCGAGUACCUUAAGCAGCACAAGUAAAGAACCACCAUUGUGUGAAAAGGAGAAAGACAGACUUCCUACGCUUCCUACAGAAAAUGCUGUCAAGACCAGUGGAUCAGUGGGUGAUCUCUCCAGUGAUGCAGAUGAUUCUCCUAUUGAGCAGUCUGUUACAUUACCUCAGCAAAGCUUUCGGAGGCGAGCAAACACACUGAGUCAUUUCCCAACAGAAAGCCAGGAAUCUCUGGUACCUGUUGAAACAUCACCAUCUGUUCCCCAGAGGAAACUUAUGAGGUAUCACUCAGUGAGCACAGAGACUCCUCACAAAAGAAAUUCUCCUGGUCAACUUGCGCGUUCUCCUACUCUAGCUCGUCUUAAUCCCUCGGCCUCUUCACCCAACUUUUUUAAAUAUCUAAGGCAUAAUUCAAGUGGAGAACAAAGUGGGCAUUUUGCACAAAAGAGCAUCUCCUACCGUACUGCCUUAAGGAAAAAGCUUCAUUCUUCCUCUUCUGUGCCAAAUUUCUUAAAAUUUCUGGCUCCUGUAGAUGAAAAUAACACCUCUGACUUUAGGAGCACAACAAGCGACUACGAAUCCAAACACAGCCAGCAGGCCAUUGGUGCGGACAGCCCUGUAAGGACUCGACGGCAUUCAUGGAGGCAACAGAUAUUCCUGCGAGUGGCAACCCCUCAGAAAGCAUGUGAUUCUCCCAGCCGAUAUGAUG